Aspergillus mulundensis is the source of this 1056-nucleotide messenger RNA. RefSeq lists its product as uncharacterized. The transcript has 2 exons. Gene Ontology annotation, molecular function: RNA-DNA hybrid ribonuclease activity; nucleic acid binding. Lineage: Eukaryota; Fungi; Ascomycota; Eurotiomycetes; Eurotiales; Aspergillaceae. The coding region runs from base 1 to 1056 and encodes 351 amino acids. Gene Ontology annotation, biological process: DNA replication, removal of RNA primer. The record is from RefSeq and is a predicted model, not a curated record.
AUGCCCCCUCCGCCCCAUCCCGCUGGCUCCAGCGGCAACCUUCCGCAAAAACACCCCGCGCGUUCAUCCCAAUCGGGGGACGGCUCGGAUUUCGUAACGGCUCGUCUGGGUACGGCGUCUGCGUCUGCAAACCGAAUCAAGGAAAAAGACCAGCCUCGUGUGAACGCCUCCGGGGUCAUAACGGCUCGCUUACCUGGCGUGUACGCAUCCGCAAAGAAGUGUAAACUGGAAGGUUAUUCCCAGGUGGACAACGCCGAGUUAGUUACAGCUCGGCCAGUCAUCUCGCUAACGGCAAUGGAAGCAAAGCGCAAUCCCAAAAGCAAUCCCUGCCCCAAAACACCGAGCCGACGGUUCAUCCCUGAAGAUAUUUACCCCUCUCCCUUCAAGGCAUCGGAUAUCGAGCGCGAGAUAGGCCACUGGGUCUUCGUCGCGUGUCCAGGGCGCACAAAAUGCCGCAACUACAAAAGGCACAGCUCACAUCUGGACACAAUUGUUGUAGCCGUCGACGGUGCGUGUAUCGGCAACGGGCAGGAAGACGCCGUCUCCUCUUUAGCCGUCUACGUUGGGCCCUGGAACCACAAUAAUGUGGUAGACGACAAGGGCAUCUACCCUGGGCAAACAAGCCAAAUCGCCGAGAUGGAAGCUGCUAUUUGGGCUGUGAGCACGGUCUCUGGUAUUGAAGAGGACUUUGACUCGGAUGAUGACUCGGAUGAAAUCUGGUUGUGUGGGAGGCCUCGUACCGUUAUCAUCAAGUCGGACUCCUCGUAUGUGGUUCGCGGGUUGACAGAACACCUGCCCAAAUGGAAGGCGAACGGGUGGAGGAACUCAAGCGGGAAGCGCGUUGCCAACAGGGAGAAAUGGGAGGAGCUGGAGGAGGUAGUGUGCGAGGCCGAGGACCAGGGUUUCGAGAUUUUCUUUUGGCAUGUCCCGCGCGAGAUGAACCGUAUUGCUGAUGCUGCUGCCAACUGGGCGUUGUCGCCGCGGACAACGUGUCGUUUCGCUGGAGUGGAGUGGCGCGGGGGACGGGCGAGGAUUAUACCGUUGAUUGGCUUUUAA